AUGGCGGAAGCAGUUGAAUUUCAAAUGCCCAUCCAAUUAAGGCAAUUGUUUGUAAACAUUUGCGUUCAUUGCUCCCCAACCAACGCUCAAUUACUGUUCAACAACAACCUGCAACAUCUCAUGGAAGACUUCACAAGACGAGGCCAUGAAGAUGAAAUUGCGAAAAACCUUGCGCUCAAAUGUAUUCAAGAUAUGUUAAGGCAUAGUGGUCACAAUCUUGAAGAAUUCCAAUUGGCAGUCCCUGAUUUUCAAAUGAUCCAUCGGCUGAUUGAAGAGGAAGAAGAUGAAGGCUCGGAUGAGGUGCGUGCUCAGAAGAUAAGAAGAGGAGAAAUAAUGGUUGCCCAGCUGAACACGGAACAGCAAGCGAUUUUCGACCGAGUCAUGACGUCAGUGAAUGAUCACGGUCAUUCAUCUGUGAACAAUCAGUUUUUUUUGGAUGGACCUGGUGGAACUGGAAAAACUUUCCUCUACAACUCGCUCAUUAAUGUGCUUGAAGGACAAGGAAAAUCAGUGAUUGCUGUCGCUUCUACUGGAAUCUCUUCGAUUUUAUUGAGUAAUGGAAGUACUUACCAUUUACGAUUCAAAAUCUAUCCUCCAAUUACGGAAACAACAACGUCAAAAAUAGAAGAGCACCAUGUUGAAGCACACAACAUCAGGAAAGCCAGCCUUAUCAUCAUUGACGAGGUCACUAUGAUGACCGUGCAUGCGUUAGACGCCAUCGAUAAACUUUUCCGAAAGGUCACGAAAAGUUCAGUCGCUUUUGGUGGUAAGGUGCUGUUGUUGGGAGGAGAUUUUCGUCAGUGCCUUCCUGUCAUUAAACACGGUAACAGGGUGAAAAUUGUUGAAUCGACCAUUAAAAGCAGCAGGACUUGGAGUGACAUUUUAAAGCUUCGUUUGAGUCGAAAUAUGCGAACCGCGGGCGACAGUGUCGAGUUCGCCAAUUGGCUCAUUCAUCUUGGAAAUUCAACUCAUUCAAGAACGGCAAGUCUGGGACCGGAUGCGAUAGAGAUACCACAGGACUUCCUUCUUGAUGGCCAUACAGAAGAGUCACUGGUUAAUCAUGUUUUUGGUGAUCCCGAAAAUCUAUUACUUCCGGAAGUAGAAGAGCAAAUUACCACUCGCGCUAUUUUGUGCCCAAAAAAUGAUGACUGCUUGAAAAUCAACAAUUACAUCAUCAGACAGAUGCCAGGCCAGCGACGGAGAUAUGCCAGCAUGAACUCGAUUGAAUCGGAAGACCCAGAAGAAAUUGCAAACUUCCCGACAGAGUUUCUUGACACCUUAAAGAUGUCUGGUAUACCACCGCACAUUUUGGAACUGAAAGUGGGUGCCAUCAUCAUCCUUCUUAAGAACAUCGACUCGCGUCAAGGGCUCUGCAAUGGAACACGCUUGAUCAUCAAAACUCUUACGGACAACCUCAUUCAUGCAACAAUAGCAGCUGGGAAAAAUAAGGGCCACAAUGUCUUCAUCCCACGAAUGAAUAUGUCACCGAGUGAUUGUGAUCUUCCCUUCAAGCUAAUCAGGAACCAAUUUCCUGUCCUUUUGGCUUUCGCAAUUACCAUCAACAAGUCACAAGGACAGACGUUCGAUAAGGCAUACCAGGUCCUGGCCCAGAAGUAUACCAUCCAUAUGGUAGGACCAAAGCAAGGGAAAAUGCUGAAAGACGAAAGAGUUUUUACACAAAACAUCGUGUUCAAAGAAGCUCUUUCGUAA
This is a messenger RNA of Daphnia carinata, 1710 nucleotides long. RefSeq names its product ATP-dependent DNA helicase pif1-like. Gene Ontology annotation, biological process: telomere maintenance; DNA repair. The record is from RefSeq and is a predicted model, not a curated record. The transcript is spliced from 2 exons. The coding region runs from base 1 to 1710 and encodes 569 amino acids. Gene Ontology annotation, molecular function: DNA helicase activity. NCBI's taxonomy places the organism in Eukaryota, Metazoa, Arthropoda, Branchiopoda, Diplostraca, Daphniidae.